CAGCAGGCAGGCGUUAGAGCAAGUCAGAGCGGGAGUGAAAGAGCACCAGACAGCAGGGUGGAGGGAGAGAGAGGAAGAGAGAGAGAGGGAAACAGAGAGAAAGGGUGAGUGCAUGUGUGGCCAGAAGGAGAGAGGCGAGAGAAGCAGCUAGAGAGCUCGAGGGAGAGACGACAGAGUGGGAGCGAUAGAGUGCUAGAUAAUGGAGGUGCAGUCGGAGUGUGUGGAGCCUCCUGUGGCCCCUCAGUGUGACCCCCAGCCUACAGGGAAGAUCAACAAAGCUGCCUUCAAACUCUUUGGGAAGCGACGCACUGGCUCUGGGAUGGCAAGCUUCUUUUCCUUCAGGAACAAAGGGGCUACCAACAGUGGAAACAACGGGAAUUCUGACAAUGGGAAUUCUUUGAAUGGGAACAGCUCAGCAGCAUCGGUGGAGCUUGUGAGGAGCAAAACCCACGAUGGACUAACGAGCUCCAACAACGAUGCUGAUGGACAGAGAGGUGACGGACUUGCCAGCCUGGAGGCGGGACCUGUGAGGUCUCUCAGCAAAUCGCUGAGUUUCUUCUCUCUUCUCCGACGUGGGAGUUUUAGGUCAAGUGAAAAUGGAGGGGCGGGGCUUGUCAGAAGAGGGAGGGGCCUUAAGGGCUUUUUUAGCAGCAUGCGGUGGAGACGUAAAGAAAAAACUAACGAGGGAGAUGGAGAAGAGGUGGAAGGUAAGAAGGAGAAGGAUGGAGAUACCGCUGACUCUGAAAAGGUGAAGGAUAUUACUCUCACCCUUGAACCACCUCCGCAUCAUCACCAGGAGGACUGUGGGCAAGCAGAAGCAGGACACAACCUCCAAGCAGCAGAGACUCCCACUACUAGUGUUACCAUAACACCCCCACACUGUGUUGCCAUGCCAGGGCCAUCUGGUGAGCCAGACUCCCCCUUUCCUUACAUACCUACUGACUCGCCACUGCGCCCACCCAUCCAAAAAGCCAAAGCGUCAAUUUCCAGCCUCACCCCCUCCCUUGCUACACCCCCAUUGGAUCACUGCAGCACGGGCGACCCACCUUCAGAGCCUUCGGUGGACCGACUCUGCUCUCUCCUCUUCACUGAUGUCACGUCCCUCAAGAGCUUCGAUUCUCUGACGGGCUGUGGAGACAUUAUUGCUGAUGCAGACGAGGAGGGGCCAGUGGGUAAUGGGGGCAGUGGCACCAGCAGCAGCAGCAGUGGGGGAGGAGGGGGGAGUGUGGGAGCCAGCAGUGGGAGAGCAGUUGGUAUCACCAGUGCCGCGUGUCGGGGCUCCCCAUCUAAACCCUCUGUACCUUCUCAGCUGACCCAGCCCAUGUUCUCUGUCUCCCCAAGCUCAGCAUCUGCCUCCCUCCCGGCCCGCACCCGGGCGCCUCCUCCACCACAGCAGCACCCAGCAGGUAGUGGUGUGGUGGCCUACAUGGGUGGAGGGGAAGAAAUGGCAAGCCCAGAAGGUGUGGAUGACGCUGACAUGCAGGGGCUCUGGCACAUGCUGCCUUCUACAGGAGACAACUCCCCUGCACUGCCCCGAUCGCAUCAGCCUUCAUCUACUACCCCCACUUCCACUUAUCCCCCUCGUACCAACCCCGCUAGCUGUCACCUUCCCUCAGCCUCCCGGAGCACAGACAGAAAGGUGCCCCAGGUAAAGGCAUUAGGACUGAGUAAGAUUCCAAUAGUUGGGGGAGCAGGAAGCAGGGCAGCUAAGCCCCCUCUCCCUCACUCACAUGGCCGUCAUCCAACAUCACCUGGUGAGAAAGAGCCCCUUAGUGAUGAGGGCUACUGGGACACACCCUCAGCAACACCUACAGCAACACCAGACGAGAGCGGGCUGCAGAGGAACCAACAGAUGGCCCUAUCAAGGGACAGCUGCUCUGGAGACCACCUGUAUGACCUCUACAAUGAUCCCGAGGAGGAAGGAGAGGAUCAGGGGGAAGAUGAAGAUCUAAACAGUACUCCCUCUCCAUCUACUGAAUACAAAAUGAGCCCCACCUCCCAAACAACUCCCCCUUCCUCCUCCUCUUCUUCCUCCUUCCGAUCAAUGAAAGGCAGCGCCAGCCUUCCUCGAGAGUCCAAGAUCCCUGUAAGCAACAAACAACAAACCCCACCUCCUCAUUCCGUAAGCCAGUCAGCCCUGUCGUCUGUUCUAGAAGCUGAAUCCCCUCAGCCAAAGAACCAAGUCCCUCCCCCAGCUCGCACCAGAAUCCCUGUAUCCAAGGUACCUGUCCGUCGCUCUGGAAACAAACCUGGCAGCACAACCAGAGGAGCUUCCCACAAGAAGUAGUUUCUGUCAAACAGGUGAUUCUCUCAUGCUAACUUUUGGACUUGGGUGCACAUUACUAGAGUGCUGUUUAUGCAAAGCCAAAAGUUUUCCCAGACCAAGAAAAAUGUUGAGCUGCAGAGUUAACAGCCUAUAAAUUCCUUUCAAAUCUUAAAAGCUCUCAUUCCUUCGGUUUUUUUGGCUUAUGACGGACUACACUAGAAUAAGGGGUUUUGUUCACUUGAGAAAGUCACAAGGAGACUCCAAAAAGCUGGGUUAACAUUUCACAGCUCUCGCUGGAACUUUUGAAGUUGACUAUUGACAAUCCAUGGACUCGCAAAAGACACACUGGCCUUGUAAGUUCUUGGAAAAGCUCCUGACCUGCUGACAGUUUAAAAGCCACUUUGACUGAAAACAAAAAGCAGAGCACCUUUUUUAUCUUUCACAUUUUUCUUAUGGAAUUCCUCUUGGCAUAACUCAAUUUGCUGGACCUAAUCUAAUCAAAGGUUAUUAUUGUUAUUAUUAUUAUUAUUAUUAUUAUUAUUAUUAUUAUUAUUAUUAUUAUUAUUAUUAUUAUUAUUAUUAUUAUUUUGUCAUUCUGUCUAAUCCCUAACAAAUUACCUCCUAAUCCUCUGAUUUUAGAGCCAAAGUUUUUAAAAAACACAUAUUCUUGAUUUUAUAGCUUCUGUUAAUCUGAAACAGACUCAACAAUAUACACAGCCUUUAAUAACCUACAAUUUUUUUGUUUGGCUGUUGUUCGUAUUAGUCACUUUUUGAAGAUGGUCUUCUGAUCACACGCUAUUAUUAAACUGGAUGUGCAAAGAUACAAAGGGACACUGAGAUCUGAACCAUUUUUAUUACUUACCUGCUUUGCAGUAACAAACAGAAGGCCACACAGCUCAUGUUUCUGGAGGGGGACACAUCCUCUGUUUUUGACUGUUUAAUUUUUUAUUAUGGAUGGACUAAGUUUGGCUUCAGCCGGUUGCAUUUGGACCUCACUUAUAUACCCUAGUGCAUCACAGGAAGUACAUUCAUAGGAUGUCAGUCUCUGGGAUUUACAAUUUUUUUUUCAUUUCCAAUGGAAACCUGCAAAACUAUCGCAAUACUUUACCUGGAGGGACCCUUGCACUGAUGCUUCAUUACUCAUAGACAGACACUCAGCACAAACACACAUACAAAAUCAUACUUGCACACACAGUCUCUCUUGUUCUCUGCAUGCAGUGCCACACACCCGAGGCACAAAGGUCAGGGAACAUCAUCUAAUGCUGAAGGAUCUUAUAUCUGCACACUGUUCAACCUUUGGCACUGUCUUUGUAGCUAUACUGGAUAACUUUCCUCUCAAAGGACACAUGCACAAACACAUUGUUUUCUAGUCAGUACUUUUUUCUUCACUGGAUUUCAUACUGUUUUUAUAGGCUACUCUUUCCUAAAUCAUUCUGCACGGAUCUUAAACUGUGAUUGCACCAGCUUCUUUUCACUGCUUUCUUUUCUCUCUUCUCUACUAGCAUGGCCACUGUACAGGUUGAAGUGAAUGGAUAACAAAGAGGCUUUCUGUGUGUCAGCCAGUUUCAGAGAGUCAAAACAUACUACAAAGCAAAGUUUGGAAACUGAUUCUAAGUCAGUUCAGAGACCUUCACCCUUCUUCUUCUGGCUGUUGUAUUAAUAAACAUUGUAUGACUUAAUUCCAGGAACCACCACAGCUGUGUGUGAAUCUGAAUGUAGCUUGACAUUGUUAUAGAUCACUGGUCGAUAUAUAUUUUCUUGUAUUUGUUUGUUUUCCUCUUUGCCCCUGUUUUGUAGGGGCAAGGCAAAUGGUGGAUUUUGCUGUUUUCUAAAUCCCCCAUGCUUCGAAAAAUGAAGACAAACUACUACACAGUGCGUGUAGCCUUGCAAAAAGCGCCACUUGUUUUAAAAAUGAGGGGGUGUAUUGCAGUCUUAUAAGGCCUUUGUUAGUGAUUCAAUGAGACAAGUUAUAGGGAUUUUCAGAGGAAAAGACAUUGACGAUGAUGCAAGUUUUGCCUAAUCCUAACCACCAGGGCACCAGUGGCACUUGAGGGUCAUUCUUGCUCAUGAUAGCUUUCAAUCUCAUUUAGAAUGUAAUGAUUGAUCCACAGCAUUGCUCCAGGUUCAGAUAUCUUUUCAGGCCCCUGAUGGUGUAGCAUAGGCAGACCAUGGAGUAACUUGAUUCCAGGUCUGCAGUAGGAACGUUUCUAGGCACAUAAAGAGGGCAGACUGAAGGUCACUUGGGGAGCAGAGAAUACUCACCUUGGUUCAUGUUUUCUCUGCCUAUGUUGUGCCCUUUGCUCUUUUAAUUUAAUCUACAAUCACAUUUCCCUUCUCUUGAGCGCUGAUUGACAAAUGAGUGAUUUAAUGAAAAAAGAUGAUGACAUUAUGUUGUGUUUUGGGGUGGUGCACAUGGCAACAAUGUACAUCUCCAAAGUAUUUCUAGUAAAAAAAAAUCAUACAAAACAGUUGUCGUGAGUGUAGAUUGUUGACCAAAUUAUUUGCCUGAAGAGUUCAAAAAAGCUAAUUUUGCCUCAUAAAUGGGAAACCACGCUGCUGCCAAUGAAAUUAUGUUAAUGCUACAAUUAACCAAGAGCACGCAAGUAUGAACAGGACGACUGAUCAUUAUGUGUCAUAUGUUUCACUGGUUUUGCUCUAAUAGGGCAUUCCUUUCUGUUGAUGUCACUCUGUUCCUCAUAACAAAGUUUGUGUUACUAGAAUUUCCCUGUUCCUCCACCUCUUCCAGGUCUGACAUGGUGAAAAUGAAAGUUGAUCCAUUGCACUGGCGUAUACGUACAUACCCCUGAGGCCAAAAUAUUGUCCCCAGAUUCAGUUCCUUAUUUUUUGCUGACUGGUUCUUCUCUUUUUCUGUUUCAUUAUAAAUGUGGGCCUUCCAAUGAUCAUUUGCUGCAAAGAAGAGCCCAUUAUGUUUUAUGUUUCCCUUUUUUUUGUUACAGUGUGUCUGUUUUACAGUGUGAAAUCUUUCCACUAUUCAUUUUUAAUGAAUAAAACUGUAUUUGCGCUGA
This is a messenger RNA of Amphiprion ocellaris (clown anemonefish), 5292 nucleotides long. It is a transcript of the gene amer2, whose product is annotated as APC membrane recruitment protein 2. The record is from RefSeq and is a predicted model, not a curated record. Gene Ontology annotation, biological process: regulation of canonical Wnt signaling pathway. Gene Ontology annotation, cellular component: plasma membrane. Bases 200 to 2287 code for a protein of 695 amino acids. Gene Ontology annotation, molecular function: beta-catenin binding; phosphatidylinositol-4,5-bisphosphate binding. The transcript has a single exon. Lineage: Eukaryota; Metazoa; Chordata; Actinopteri; Pomacentridae.